AUGGGGGCCAUGUGUUGCAGAAGCCUGCUGAGAGGAACAUACUGGUACCAGAAAGACACACUCCGUCCUCCUCCAAUGUCCCUCCAGUGUGCUCCCCUGACAAAGCUUCACAUUGUGCCAUCUGGCAAAGGAGAAAUAUUUACAAGGUUCAGCUCCAUUGUUGCAAAGCAGGCAAUGAACGUACAUUUGGAGCAAAGGGGCAGUAAAUUGAUAACUGUCACAUUACCUAAACAGCCUGCUCCCCAAGCUUUCAGUAAAGAAGUCUGCCAAGCUACAGAUAUCAUCAUGUGUCCUGUGUGUGAUAAAUACUGUCCAUUUAUGAGGCUGUCAGACAGCUGCGUUUAUGCCAAGGUCACCCACCUUUUUGACAAUGGAGCCACUGUCUUCUUUGCUGUUUUCAUGGCCGUCUGGGCGACAGUUUUCCUGGAGUUUUGGAAAAGACGGCGAGCAGUGAUUGCUUAUGACUGGGAUUUGAUAGACUGGGAAGAAGAGGAGGAAGAAAUCCGGCCCCAGUUUGAAGCCAAGUAUUCCAAGAAAGAGCGGAUGAAUCCUAUUUCCGGAAAGCCAGAACCAUAUCAAGCAUUUGCAGAUAAAUGCAGCCGACUGAUCGUUUCUGCAUCUGGAAUAUUUUUUAUGAUCUGUGUGGUGAUCGCCGCCGUGUUUGGGAUCGUCAUUUAUCGGGUGGUGACCGUCAGCACUUUUGCUGCCUUCAAGUGGGCGUUAAUCAGGAAUAACUCUCAGGUUGCAACCACAGGCACUGCUGUGUGCAUCAACUUCUGUAUCAUCAUGCUGCUGAAUGUGCUCUAUGAAAAAGUUGCGCUUCUUCUGACAAAUUUAGAACAGCCUCGCACAGAGUCCGAAUGGGAGAACAGCUUCACCCUGAAAAUGUUUCUUUUUCAGUUUGUCAAUCUGAACAGCUCCACGUUUUACAUUGCAUUCUUCCUCGGAAGAUUUACAGGACACCCAGGUGCCUACUUGAGGCUGAUAAACAGGUGGAGACUAGAAGAGUGCCACCCUAGUGGAUGCCUUAUUGAUCUCUGUAUGCAAAUGGGUAUUAUAAUGGUGCUAAAGCAGACCUGGAAUAAUUUCAUGGAACUUGGCUACCCGUUAAUUCAGAACUGGUGGACGAGAAGAAAAGUGCGGCAAGAGCACGGGCCAGAAAGGAAAAUAAGACUCCCACAGUGGGAGAAGGACUACAACCUCCAGCCGAUGAAUGCCUACGGACUCUUUGACGAGUACUUAGAAAUGAUUCUUCAGUUUGGAUUCACAACUAUCUUUGUGGCAGCUUUUCCCCUAGCACCACUUCUGGCCUUACUGAAUAACAUAAUUGAAAUACGACUUGAUGCUUACAAAUUUGUCACACAGUGGAGGCGACCUUUAGCCUCAAGGGCCAAAGACAUAGGAAUUUGGUAUGGCAUCCUUGAAGGCAUUGGAAUUCUCUCUGUAAUCACAAAUGCGUUUGUCAUAGCGAUAACAUCUGACUUCAUCCCUCGCUUGGUGUACGCUUAUAAGUACGGACCUUGUGCAGGCCAAGGAGAAGCUGGGCAAAAGUGCAUGGUUGGCUAUGUAAAUGCCAGCUUGUCUGUGUUUCGAAUUUCUGACUUUGAGAAUCGUUCUGAGCCUGAGUCUGAUGGCAGUGAGUUCUCGGGGACUCCUCUCAAGUACUGCAGAUACCGAGACUACCGUGACCCUCCUCACUCACUGGUGCCCUACGGCUACACGCUGCAGUUCUGGCAUGUCCUAGCAGCUCGACUGGCUUUUAUCAUUGUGUUUGAGCACCUCGUGUUUUGUAUAAAGCACCUCAUUUCAUAUCUGAUCCCAGACCUCCCAAAAGAUCUCAGAGAUCGAAUGAGAAGAGAAAAGUACUUGAUUCAGGAGAUGAUGUAUGAAGCAGAGCUAGAGCGUCUCCAGAAGGAACGGAAGGAGAGGAAGAAAAAUGGAAAAGCUCACCACAAUGAGUGGCCGUGACCAGGCAGUAGUUCAUUUCCAGGCCAAGGACUUGAAUUCUGUUUACUUCUGGCUGUGCAAAAGCACAUUCAAGUGAAUGACUAAAAUGCAACCGCAGUGCAUGUCGCAGACAUUGCAGCAGCAGGGGAGACGGCACUCUUCCACAGCUGCCCGAGAAAUCACGUUGCAGUCCGGCACAAAUUGCUAUCUAUCCAUAGACCAUUCUUGACCAAGCAAGCAUGCACGUCAUGGGCAGUUACAAUCUCAAGUUUUUAAAACCAAGGGGAACUUGUAUACGGGGCCUGUUUUUCAGCCUGUUUGCUACCUUUUUUGCAUUCUACCCCAUGUGAAUUUUACAGACACUGGGCUAAUAAAAAGGGUAUUCGGACACCUGGACACACAUUCCUAGAAUGUCUUCAUAUGGUCCUAAUUCCAUGUCACCAAACAACACAAACAAGACCCUGUUUACAGCCUUUUCUUUCUUUUUUUUUUUAAUUUCAGAUCUUUCUGAGGAAAUUAUUAUAUAUGACAUAUCUAUAGCUAUGUGUAUGGCCAUAGAUGUAUUUCUGUGUGUA
Messenger RNA from Hipposideros armiger (great roundleaf bat), 2522 nucleotides. Its product is annotated as anoctamin-4-like. The transcript is spliced from 17 exons. Gene Ontology annotation, biological process: chloride transmembrane transport. The record is from RefSeq and is a predicted model, not a curated record. Gene Ontology annotation, cellular component: plasma membrane. Bases 1 to 1968 code for a protein of 655 amino acids. Gene Ontology annotation, molecular function: intracellularly calcium-gated chloride channel activity. NCBI's taxonomy places the organism in Eukaryota, Metazoa, Chordata, Mammalia, Chiroptera, Hipposideridae.